Molecule: messenger RNA, 4317 nt
Organism: Acanthopagrus latus (yellowfin seabream)
Lineage: Eukaryota; Metazoa; Chordata; Actinopteri; Spariformes; Sparidae
Gene: ahi1
Product: Abelson helper integration site 1
Exons: 28
Coding region: 333-3935 (1200 amino acids)
Biological process (GO): motile cilium assembly
Cellular component (GO): ciliary basal body
Molecular function (GO): protein binding
Source: RefSeq, a predicted model, not a curated record
UUGUUGUGGUUGACUUGGAAACCGUUUUAGCGUCGUUGGUAUAGUUGGAGGAUAGCAUAAUCACUGCAGGGAAAUACACGCAGUUAGCUUAACCUUAGCUUAGCCCUACCCGGCUUUAUAAACAAAUGUAUGUAAAAUUUGGUUUAUAUCGAAGCUAAGUAUGUUUGUUGAGGACGUUAAGUCUGUCUGAACCAAGUAAACAAUGCCGCUUAGGUUAGCUAACGCUAGCAAGCUAACACUUAUCAGCCUAGCUCCUCACAAAGAAUGAAAGCCUUCCUCCCUGGAUUAAUCUCCUUUUGCUCUCAGAAUAAAAGGCAUUACGGUGCCUGACAAUGCAGACAGGUGAGAGUGAUGACCGGGCAAAGACCCGGGAGAGAUUCAAUGAAGUGUUCAAGAAAUACACUGAGCCAGAGAAGAAAAAGGUGAAGAAGAAGAAGAAGGCUGAAACUCAAGAGACGAUUAUACUUCAGGAUCUAAAGAAAAAUCUUGAGAAGGACACAGAAGAUGAUGAGACCAUCCUCCAGAACACAUAUAACCCUGAAGAGGGAAGCCCGCGCUACACCAAAAAUAAACGACGAGAGAGGGAAACAGUGGAAAAGGUUAAUGCCAACAACAGUAAAAAUCAAGAGGAGAUACAGACUUCCAAAGGCAAGAAGAAGAAUAAGAGGGAGCUUCCCUCUCCCCCUGUACCUGAGGACAUCUCAAGUUACAUCCAGGAGGAUGUGGAUACUUCCAAGUCUAAGAUCGCUUUCAAGCCAGAAGAUGUAGGUGGUGGAAAGGAACCAAAGCGAAAAAGCAAAGGAGCUACAGCGGCCAAGGCAGAGCAGCAAGUGGAGGACGCAGAGGACAAGCUGCUGCAUGAUUACCAGCAGCAGAUCGUACAGGAGGAGGAGAGGAACUUAAAGAAGACAAUGGUCAAGACUGAGGAAGAGACUAUUGUCUCCCAGAAAAUGACACUAAAUAAUGACAGUGGGAAGAAGAAAAAGAAAAAGCUGAAAUCUGUAAACACAGAGGCGGAAAUUGGGGAUCACGAUGAAGAUGUUGACCAGGACGCUGAUGUGGAAAACGAAACAGAAUUCAAGGGAAAGAAGAAAAAGACAAAGAAAAAACAUGUUAUCGAAGAAAAGAGUGAAACUGAUGUAGAAGCUCCAAAGAAGCCAACGUUUGAUGACAGCCUCGUGUUGGGAGUGUACGUCCACAGAUCAGAUCGCCUCAAGAACAACCUGCUCAUCUCACACCCCAUGGUGAAGAUCCAUGUUGUGGAUGAGAUCACUGGACAGUAUGUGAAGAAAGAAGACUGCCAUCGGCAUGUCUCCUCAUUUUAUGAGAAAGAGAACGUGGACCACAUUCUUCCCAUCAUGACUCAACCUUUCGACUUCAAGAAGAACAAAUCGAUCAUCCCCGAGUGGCAGGAACAGAUCAUCUUCAAUGAACGCUUUGGUUAUUUUGUUGAACAAAACGAUGAAAGCCCCAGAGUUCUGCUGUUCUUCGAAAUCCUGGACUUCAUGACCAUGGAAGAAGCAAAAGCCAAAGUUGAUGUUGACAAGCACGAGCGAGGAUUCAGGAAGAUUGCAUGGGCAUUCCUCAAGCUUGUUGGCACGAAUGGUGUGCUGAAUAUCGACACGAAAGUUCGCCUCCAGCUCUUCUGCCCUCCACAUCGGGCAAAAAGACAACCUAAAACAAUUGAGGUGGUGGAGUGGUGGAGGAAGUUCCCCCGAAACAAAUACGCAUCCACCCUUUAUGUCACAGUGAAAGGAAUUAAACUCCCUGAGCAUGUGGACCCCAGUAUACGGUCCAUGAUGGCUUUACAGGAGGAGAGGGGAAGCACCUCCUACAGUGAACUGCAGAAUGAAGUCGCCAAGAGAAGCCUGAUGCAGCCGCUAGACAGCAAGCCACCGGUCUUGAGAUGGAGCAGGCUGCCUGGACAGGCCUGUCAGAUUCCAAACAAGCUCAUGCUGUCAUUCCGCGGCGGUCAGAUGGGCUGCUUCACAGUGCUCUUCUCUCAUGCUGGGACAAUACUGGCUGCUGCUUGUGCUGACAGAGACACUUUCCCUGUUGUAGUGUAUGAGAUUCCCUCUGGCAAAGCUCUGGCUGCCUUUCGUGGCCAUCUGAAAAUCAUCUACGAUCUCUGCUGGUCCAGAGACGAUCGGAGACUUUUGUCUGCCUCCUCUGAUGGCACUGUCAGGGAGUGGAAUGUGGAGAGGCUUCUCACAACAGCACAGAAGGUGCUUCCUCAUCCGUCCUUUGUGUACUGUGCUCAGUACCACCCCACCGCCCAGAACCUGGUGGUGAGCGGCGGCUAUGACUCGGUGAUACGAGUGUGGAGGCUUGAUGUUGAUGACGUGAACGGCCAGCUGCUGCAGGAGUUUGAGGGUCACAGCAGUUUCAUCAACACAAUUUGUUUUGACUCUGAAGGUAGAAGAAUGUUCUCCGCAGACUACACGGGCCUCAUCAUUGUGUGGAAAACUAAAACUAAUGACGGCAGGCAGCGUCAGCCAUCUCAGCGCUGGUGCAUAGAGAAGAAAAUCGAGGAGAGUGACCUCAGAGGUAUCUCCAUCAACAUGCUGCAGCUCCAUCCGAACGGGCGGUGCCUGCUCAUCCAUGCCAAAGGCAGCGUCCUGAGGAUGAUGGACCUGAGAAUUCUGGCUGUGAAGAAGUACAGCGGAGCCAUAAACUACAGAGAGCGGAUCUACAGCACUUUCACACCAUGUGGGAACUUCCUCUUCUCUGGCAGCGAGGACGGGAUGGCGUACGUCUGGAACACAUACACAGGUGACCAAGUUGCAGUCUACUCGGAGCUCUGUUACCGCACCGCUCUCCACGGCGUGGCCUUCCACCCUCAUGAAAACAUGGUAGCUUUCUGCGCCUACGGUCAGAGCCAGCCCAUCCACGUCUACCUGUACGACCGCAAAGUGUCCCAGCUGGAGAUGCACAAUGUAAAAGCAGCGUCGACUGUCAGCAGAGCAGCUUCUGUGGACACCAAAACCAUCAGAAACACACCUGACCCCCCCGCGUUACAGGACACAUCUAGUGCUUUGGCCCUGGAUCAGUUCGCCCAAGCAACAAGACUUUCACUGAAAAUGCAGUAUGUGAAGGAGCAGCUGGACUCCGCACUUGAACCUCAUCCAAGGUUUUCAACGUCUGGAUACAUGAAUGAGCAGGACAAAAUGGGGAUUACUCAUACAGGGAGGAGUCUGACAUUAGAUUCUGGCCCUACGGGAUUAAACGCUUCGUUACCUCCUCCGUCUUUCCUGUCGCCGCACUCCAAGUUGCAGCUGUCUGGUUCUCUGGCAGAGCAGCUUAUCCCCCAGGCGGCUCUUAGCACCCAAAACCGCGGGUUCAGUCCAGUCGGUCAACGUCUGAGAGGAGCUUCAUCUUACAAGCAGUCGACUCUUCCCGACUCCCUUCCCUCAGGCCUCCGCGUGGAAACAGACUCUCCUCCUGUUCAACAAGUUGUUGUCUCGCUCGGUAACUACAAAGCGAAUCGAGCGGAUGAACUGACCGUACGCCGCGGUGAUGUCAUCCAAGUGCUGUACAAAGACAACGAGUGGUGGUGGUUCGGCCGUCUGGCCAAUGGGCAGCAGGGAUAUUUUCUGGCUUCUCAUGUAGCAGAUCAGAUAGAUUUCAAUGAAGAGGCGACUCAGUCUAACACAGCCUUGUCUGAGGGGACUGUGGAGAGGUCAACACCAACCAGGGUGUCUGCUGCCGUCAGUUCUUCGGGGGAGCUUAUGUUUCUCUCUGAGCCGACCCUCUCUGACACCGAACCUGAGUUGACUGAUGCCAGAGCGAGAAGGAAAAAGAAGGUGAAGAAGUUGGGAGGGGCUUCAUUCUCAGAUGCGUCAGAGUCGAGCAGGAGGAGAGGCAGGUCAACAGACAGACCUCUCCCGAAGAGACCGACGGGCCGGACGAACGGUGCCUUUGAGCCUGAAACAUAAACCCAUCAACACAUGAUUUGUUUCAAGUCGUGUGCUCUUUAUUCUUUUAUUUAUAUUUUCUAACAGCAAUAAACUUUGCAGGAGUUUUGUUUUUUAUAUUGAACAGUCGGUAUGUUUAUAUUCUGUAUUGUAUUUAAUACAGAUUGACUAAUGAAAUGUUGUAAUUUGUAUAUGAAAAAUUGUCUUCUCGAGUUUAUUUUGUAUGUUUUUUAAAUAUUUAAUGAUGUGAGCACAAAUUUAAUAUUAUGCACAUUUUUAUAGACGAUAUAAAAAGCAACAUUUCUGUAACAUCACAGUUAUAUUUUAUUAGCCUGUGAGAGACUGAAGUUUGUAUGUGACACAUCUUAACAACUGUAAAAAGUAAAAUGUGUUCAUUUCUAAA